Messenger RNA from Suncus etruscus (white-toothed pygmy shrew), 5902 nucleotides. RefSeq names its product FERM domain containing 4A (gene FRMD4A). NCBI's taxonomy places the organism in Eukaryota, Metazoa, Chordata, Mammalia, Eulipotyphla, Soricidae. Gene Ontology annotation, biological process: establishment of epithelial cell polarity. The transcript is spliced from 24 exons. Gene Ontology annotation, cellular component: cytoskeleton; bicellular tight junction; adherens junction. The record is from RefSeq and is a predicted model, not a curated record. Bases 388 to 3525 code for a protein of 1045 amino acids.
UGUCUGCAUGCUGCUUGCAUGUGGUACCGGCAGGAGCUCAGGAGAUGAGCAGAACGGGCAGAGAAAUGCCACAUUCCCGGGAGGAAGUAUGUUAGCCUUGCGGACAGCUCUGCCUGCUUGUCUCCUGGGGGAGAAAAAGUAGGUUUGGGGAAAGUGGCAGGGUCAGUGCCUGAGAGACCCUUUACCUAGAAAGGAGGAGGUGGAGGAAGAAGAGGAGGAGGAAGAGGAGGAAGAGGAGGACAAGGACCGCCUAGAGCUCGUGGUCAGCCUCAGCUCUGGGCUGGUGCAUAAGGACACACCUUGCCCGAGACAGGCCCGUGGCCAGCCUGGGAGCCAGCGGGAUUUGCGGAUGCGUGCCGGGGCUUGAGUGCAUGGGAAUCGGAGAGCAUGGCAGUCCAGCUGGUGCCCGACUCAGCACUCAGCCUGCUGAUGAUGACGGAGGGCCGUCGAUGUCAAGUCCAUCUCCUUGAUGACCGGAAGUUGGAGCUUCUUGUACAGCCCAAGCUUUUGGCCAAGGAGUUGCUUGACCUCGUGGCAUCUCACUUCAACCUGAAGGAAAAGGAAUACUUUGGGAUCGCCUUCACAGAUGAGACUGGGCACCUCAACUGGCUGCAGCUGGAUCGGCGGGUGCUGGAGCACGACUUCCCCAAGAAGGCAGGGCCUGUGGUCCUAUUCUUUUGUGUCAGGUUCUACAUCGAAAGCAUUUCUUACCUGAAGGACAACGCCACCAUCGAACUCUUCUUCCUCAACGCCAAGUCCUGCAUCUACAAGGAGCACAUCGACGUGGACAGUGAAGUGGUGUUUGAACUGGCCGCCUACAUUCUCCAGGAGGCAAAAGGGGAUUUUUCCAGCCAUGAAGGGGUGAGAAGUGACCUGAAGAAGCUGCCCGCACUUCCCACCCAGGUCCUGAAGGAGCACCCUUCCCUUGCCUAUUGCGAGGACCGGGUCAUCGAGCACUAUAAGAAGCUGAUCGGCCAGACCAGGGGUCAAGCGAUUGUCAACUACAUGAGCAUUGUGGAGUCCCUCCCGACCUAUGGGGUCCACUACUAUGCUGUGAAGGACAAGCAGGGCAUCCCAUGGUGGCUGGGCCUCAGCUACAAAGGAAUCUUCCAGUAUGACUAUCACGAUAAGGUGAAGCCACGAAAGAUAUUCCAAUGGAGACAGCUGGAGAAUCUCUAUUUCCGAGAGAAGAAGUUUUCCGUGGAGGUCCAUGACCCACGCCGGGCCUCGGUGACCAGGAGGACCUUUGGCCACAGCGGCAUUGCAGUGCACACUUGGUACGCGUGCCCGGCACUCAUCAAGUCCAUCUGGGCCAUGGCCAUCAGCCAGCACCAGUUCUACCUGGACAGGAAGCAGAGCAAGUCCAAGAUCCACGCAGCGCGGAGCCUGAGCGAGAUUGCCAUUGACCUCACCGAGACAGGCACCUUGAAGACGUCCAAGCUGGCCAACAUGGGCAGCAAAGGCAAGAUUAUCAGUGGCAGCAGUGGGAGCCUUCUGUCCUCGGGCUCUCAGGAAUCCGACAGCUCCCAGUCGGCCAAGAAGGACCUUCUGGCGGCCCUGAGGUCCCGGCAGGAAGCGCUGGAGGAGACGUUGCGGCAGCGGCUGGAUGAGCUCAAGAAGCUUUGCCUGAGGGAGGCGGAGCUGACGGGCCAGCUGCCCAUCGAGUACCCACUGGAUCCAGGGGAAGAGCCUCCCGUGGUCCGCAGGAGGAUCGGGACGUCAUUCAAACUAGAUGAGCACAAGGUCCUGCCCAAGGGCGAGGAAGCCGAGCUGGAGCGGCUGGAGCGGGAGUUUGCCAUACAGUCCCAGAUCACCGAGGCCGCCCGCCGCCUGGCCAGCGACCCCAAUGUGAGCAAGAAGCUGAAGAAACAGCGGAAAACGUCCUACUUGAAUGCGUUGCAGAAGUUGCAGGACAUCGAGAAUGCCAUCAACGAGAAUCGUAUUAGGGCUGGCAAGAAGCCCACACAGAGGGCCUCACUCAUCAUCGAAGAUGGGAACCUCGCCAGUGAAGACAGCUCUCUGUCCGACGCCCUUGCUCUGGACGAUGAAGACCCACAUGUCACCAGCACACUGUCCCCCUUACAGUCUCCGCACAAAGGCCUCCCGCCCCGGCCACCGUCGCACAACAGGCCGCCUCCCCCCCAGUCGCUGGAGGGCCUCAGGCAGAUGCACUGUCACCGAGGCGACUACGACAAGUCCCCCAUAAAGCCGAAAAUGUGGAGCGAGUCUUCACUCGACGAGCCUUACGAGAAGGUCAAGAAACGCUCCUCCUACGGCCACUCCAGCGGCCACAAGCGCUUCCCCAGCACCGGGAGCUGUGGGGAGGCGGGAGUGGGGAGCGGCUGCCUGCAGUCCAGCCCCGUCCGCGGCCUCCCCCCAUGGAACUCGCAGUCCAGCGUGCCGUCCACCCCAGACCUGCGGGUCCGGAGCCCCCACUACGUCCGCUCCACCAGGUCGGUGGACAUCAGCCCCACGCGGCUGCACAGCCUCGCACUGCACUUUAGGCACCGCAGUUCCAGCUUGGAGUCGCAGGGCAAGCUCCUGGGCUCGGAGCACGACACGGGCAGCCCCGAUUUCUACACCCCGCGGACUCGUAGCAGCAACGGCUCGGACCCCAUGGACGACUGCUCGUCCUGCACCAGCCACUCGAGCUCCGAGCACUACUACCCGGCGCCCGGGAUCACCGCCAACAACUACUCCACGCUAGCCGAGGACUCGCCCUCCAAGGCGCGCGCGCGCCAGCGCCAGCGCGCCCUGGGCGCACUGGGCACGGCGAACUCGGGGAGCAUGCCCGACCUGGCGUGCCCAGCGAGGGGGUCCGGGGGAGCCCCGGGGGUGUACCUGCAUAGCCAGAGCCAGCCCAGCUCGCAGUACCGCAUCAAGGAGUACCCGCUGUACGUGGACGGCGGUGCCACCCCGGUCGUGGUGCGCAGCUUGGAGAGCGACCAGGAGGGCCACUACAGCGUCAAGGCGCAGUUCAAGACCUCCAGCUCCUACACGGCGGGCGGGCUGUUCCGAGAGGGCUGGCGGGCCAGCGACGAGGGGGACACGGGCCGCCUGACCCCGUCGCGCUCGCAGAUCCUGCGCACCCCCUCUUUGGGCCGAGACGGGGCCGACAAGGGCCCCGGCCGCGCCGCCGUGUCUGAUGAACUGCGCCAGUGGUACCAGCGCUCGGCCUCGGCCGCUGCCCACGCGCACCGCGACCACGGUCGCCUGUCGCACACCAGCUCCGCGUCCUCCUCCGACAGCUCGUCCUCCCAGAGCACCACCUUCGUGGCGCACAGCAGGGCUGCGCGGCUGCCCCAGGUGUGCAAGGCCACGUCAGCUGCCUUACCUCAGAGCCAGAGAAGCUCCACACCUUCCAGCGACCUCGGAGUAACCCCCCCAAGCAGCCCCCACCACACCUUGACCUGGCAGACGGGGAGCUACAGUGACAGCUACUUCCCGGAUUCCUCCCUUCACCCAGAACUUGCCGACGUCCAGUGGUACGGGCAGGAGAACGCCAAGCCCGGGACGCUGGUGUGAGCCUGCCGACUGCACUGCCUCACCUGCCUUACCCAGACCACCGGCUCCCGUGGCGGCUUCAGCCUGCAGCACUGCCCUCUCCUGACUCCGCGCCUGCCACCCUCAGACAGCUGACUGAGGAGCAUGCUGGAAGGUUCCGUCUCACUGUGUGUCCCAGGCUCUCUGGCCCACGGAGAGCCGGGAGCUGAUCCAACGUGGUGCGGGAAGGAAGCCAGCACCGACUCCCUUUGCCCCUGGAAAGGCAGCCCCUGCAGCCCAGCAGGGCACCAGGAAAGGGGCUCCUUCUUGGAGUAGUGGCUGUGGGAGAAAAAGGGUGCUGGGAGCGGAAGGGAAGCUUGACGAGGCCCGACACAUCGAGGAUCACAAUCAGUUCUAAGCUGCCAAAGAUUUCAAACCUAAAAACACAAAAACCAACCCAGGAGGGACCAAGAGGAGCAGCUACGAGCCUGCCCUGAAGCUUCUUCCAACAGCUGCUCCGUCAGGGCUUGCUCUGACAUCUAGAAGCAUCUCCCCACUGCCCUGUAGUCCUGCUCUCUCCCUGCCACUGUCCCACUCAUCCAGAACGCCAGAGAGGCGGCCAGGAGAGGGUGUGUGGGUCCUUGAUGGGGCUGGGCCACAGAUGAAUCACGGCAAAGCUGAGGAGGCGCCUAUCUGCAAGGCUCAACCUCAACCGACCAGUAAAAAAAAAAGUGUCCCCUGGUCCCCCAUUUUUUGGCACAAGCUGUUUUGUUUCCUUCCUGAUGGGAAACCAAGGGAAAAGCACACCACAACCCGUCUGAGUGUAACUAUUGUGGCUCCUUUUGUGUCUGUCUGCACUCAGAUCCGCCCAUUGUCACCCAGAGCACCUGGAUGUGCCCAAUCGUAGGAAACGUGGAUGCCGGCGAGGGUGCCCCGCAACUUACCCAGAGCGGGGUGGUACAGUGGACGGGCGCCAGCUGCGCGUUUACAAUUGUGUUUCGAGCUGUGCUCGACACACCGGAAAGCCAUCAGCCUCCUGAGGCCGAGACCCCUUUUCUAAUACUGCCAAUUGCACAACAGCCGGGUCCUUCCCAGCAACCCUGUGAAGCCUUUUCCCCCCUCUAAGUUGGCUCCUGUGCUGGUGUGUGCAGGUGGGGUGGGGACACCCAUCUUUCCUCUCUCGUAACAACUUCCUAGCACUGCGACAGCCAGGGACAACACCUGGGUGAUGGGCCGCUUUCCAGGGAUGUAGAACUUGACAUUUGCGUCUGUGUUAUGUGCAAAAAAAAAAGUCUUUUUAUUUUGGUUUUGUUUUUCCUGUCUGAGAUCCAAGAGGAUGGAGCAAGGCUGUGCUGCAGUUCGGAAGGCGCUGAAGGGUCGGGCCAGGGCGCAACACGGUGGGGCAGCCACCCUAAUGGGCCAGCAUGGUGUUUGACGCUGGACACGGGCUGGAUAGUGGGGGGGAUGAGGUGUUUUGCCCUUUUGAUGGUCAGAACUACAGGGUGUAUUUCCCCCCAUUUUGGAGACAGGACACGGUGGGCCUGUGUUUCCCCACUUUGUCCAUGAGAAUCGAUUCCUUCGAAGAGGCAGGGAAAGGCAGAAGGGAAGGAGGCGUCAGAGUAACCGGAAACACAGGUGGAGCCGUUACUGGGCAGCAGUUGGCCAGGAGUUGGUCUGGAUCAGGCUUUGAGCUGAGGAACCAGUGAGGCCAGGGGGGUUGGGACUCAGGGGGUGGGGAGGGAGUGGCCCAGUCUGGCACCCCCGGAGUCCCGAGCAGUGACGGAGGUGAAGUCAAACAGGUUUUACUGUUUAGCUGCGGAAGUUCCGUUCACACAGAAUGUAUAUAGUGUGUUAGUCUUUGGGGCGGCGAGCUGGCACGGACGGGUGGCACCCUGGGCCCUAGCAAGCCCCAGCCCUCCUAGCAGAGACAGCCUGUUUCCUCAAAGGGCUGGUAUGUGCAUUCACUGCCUUCGAGGGCGAGUGCCCGUGGACACCCCUGUCUGUCUUCAUUACAUGUUAGUUUAGUUCUAAGUGUAGCUAACACCAUCCAGGUGCUGUCUGCGGACCCACUAACUGCUUAGUUCGCCAGGUGGCGAGUCUGGCCCGGACCAGGCGCUCACGUCAAUCGGUGACAGCGAGUGGUGUGGUACGGACGUUGAGUCGGAUAACAGGUGACUAGACGCGGUCACCCUCGUGAACCCGACUGCAGAGCAUGGAAAAAUAAAAGGAUUUUAUGGGAUUCUGUUCAAUGGUGAUCAAUGAAAAAUAAAAAGAUGGAUGUUGUAGACAAAGUUGCAGACUUACAAAAAAUAAAGAAUCUGCUUCUAAUUUAUUCUUUUGUAUUAAGAAUUUGUAUAGUACCUUUACAUUUUGCAAAACAGUGUUGUCAACACUUAUUAAAGCAUUUUCAAAAUGAAAA